AUGGUGGUGGCGGUGGAUACAAUAGCGUUUUUUGAGACUUUUGGAUGGACCAGCCCAGCGCCGGGCUCUGCAGUUGACCAGGUGGUUGCAGCCGCCGAGCCCUCAACGCAUUGCCGCGCCAAUGCUGAGGAGCAUCAACUGAUUGGCUGUCGGUACAGAUCACGUGUGCUGCUGGCGUUGCCCGAUUGGCUGCCGACGGAGCGCGAGCCCGGCUUUCCGCUGGAGCGGCGGCGGCGGGAGAGGGAGGCGCAGGCGCGGAGGCUUCCCGCCCUUAGGCGUCAGGAGGAUGCUGCAUUGCCACUUGGGAGGAAACGGCCAGUAUCCAGUGCAGGCACUGAGCAGGAAGAGGAAAUAGACGACAUUGGCGUUGGGUAUGACAACAGUGAUGUGGCCACCAUGCUUGAACGAUUUGGAGCUGAUAUUAAUAAGGCUAUCUUGGCUAAGAAGAAACGACUGGAAGUGUACACUAAGUCUUCAUUAAAGACCAGCAACCAAAAGAUAGAACAAGUUUGGAAAGUGCAACAAGAAGAAAGGCAAAAGCUGUCUGAUGAUUACUGUAAGCAGUUCACGGGAAUCUUCCAGCAAUGGGAGAAAGAUAUUCAGAAGGCCAAAGACCAAGAAGAGAAAAUAGAAAACCUGUUUAGGCAGCAACAGAAGCUUUUUCAGCAGAUGAGAGUAGUCCAGGGACAAAGACUAAAGAGCAUCAAGCAGUUGUUUGACCAGUUCCUAAAGAAUUUAGAGGACCUGGAGAAGAGUCACACAGAGCAGCAGUCAGCUGUACAGAGCGAGCUUCGCAAAGAGAUGGCCCUUUUUCAGAAAAGAAUUUUAAUGGAUACUCAACAGCAGGAGAUGGCCACAGUGCGGAAGUCCCUACAAUCCAUGCUGAUGUGACGGCAUUCAGUGAACACAAAUCCUCCACAAUGCCCAGGAGCCAUUCCAUUAAUACCUUUUUUUUGACGUUGCAGCAGCAAACUCAGUUUAUCGUUAGACUCUCAAAGUUCUGCUUGGUUUUAAAGCUGCCUUUAAUUAACAUAACAGUGGAAGUUUCUCUUCAAUGCAGUCAUUAUGUUGAAGUUGUUAAGCAGAAUAAAAACUAAUUUACUCUGCCACUUUGUUAACAGUUCUGUCCUUAUCCUCUUCCUACCCCAACCUCCCACAUGCAUCACUAUUGUUCAGUUGGAUUAAAGGUGUAAAACACCUUUUUGCCAGAUUUGAAAACUGUGAUCAGGGGCCCAACUGAAAUUUAUAAAAUCUUGAGAGGUCUUGCCAACAUGGAUGUGGAGAGGAUAGUUCCUUAUGUGAGAGAAGCUAGAACUAGGAAUCACCAAGGGAUUUGAUAUAUCUUUAGUCACAUAUACAGUGGCAUGCAAAAGUUUGGGCACCCCUGGUCAAAAUUUCUGUUACUGUGAAUAGUUAAGUGAGUAGAAGGUGAACUGAUCUCCGAAAGUCAAAGUUAAAGAUGAAACAUUCUUUUCAAUAUUGUGUAUUAUUUUUGUUUUGUACAAUUUUAGAGUGGAAAAAACAGGAAAGGAGCACUAUGCAAAAGUUUGGGCACCCCAAGAGAUUUGAGCUCUCAGAUAAUUUUUAUUAAGGUCUCAGACCUUCAUUAAGCUUGUUAGGGCUAUGGCUUGUUCAGUUAUCGUUAGGAAAGGCCAGGUGAUGCAUAUUUCAAAGGUUUAUAAAUACCCUGACUCCUCAAACCUUGUCCCAACAAUCAGCAGCCAUGAGGUCCUCUAAGCAGCUGCCUAGCACUGAAAAUUAAAAUAAAUGAUGCCCAUAAAGCAGAAAGCUAUAAGAAGACAGCAAAGCGUUUUCAGGUAGCCAUUUCCUCAGUUUGUAAUCUAAUUAAGAAAUGGCAGUUAACAGGAUGGUGGAGGUCAAGUUGAGGUCUGGAAGACCAAGAAAACUUUCCGAGAGAAGUACUCAUAGGAUUGCUAGAAAGGAAAUCAAAACCCCUGUUUGACUGCAAAAGACGUUCAGGAAGAUUGAGCAAACUCUGGAGUGGUGGUGCACUGUUCUACUGUGCAGCAACACCUGCACGAAUAUGACCUUCAUGGAAGAGUCAUCAGAAGAAAACCUCUCCUGCGUCCUCACCACAAAAUUCAGCGUCAAAAGUUUGCAAAGGAACAUUUAAACAAGCCUGAUGCAUUUUGGAAACAAGUCCUGUGGACCGAUGAAGUUAAAAUAGAACUUUCUGGCUGCAAUGUUUGGAGAAAAAAGGGUGCAGAAUUUCAUGAAAAGAACACCUCUCCAACUGUUGAGCACAGGGGUGGCUCGAUCAUGCUUUGUGCUCGUGUUGCAGCCAGUGGCACAGGGAACACGUCACUGGUAGAGGGAAGAAUAAAUUCAAUUAAAUACCAGAAAAUUCUGGAAGCAAACAUCACUCCAUCUGUAAAAAAGCUUAAGAGGAAAAGAGGAUGGCUUCUAGAACAGGAUAAUGAUCCUGAACACACCUCAAGAGGCACAAGCUGAAGGUUUUGCCAUGGCCUUCACAGUCCCCUGAACAUCAUUGAAAAUCUGUGGAUAGACCUCAAAAGAGCAGUGCAUGCAAGACAGCCCAAGAAUCUCACAGAACCAGAAGCCUUUUGCAAGGAAG
Molecule: messenger RNA, 2596 nt
Organism: Pristis pectinata (smalltooth sawfish)
Lineage: Eukaryota; Metazoa; Chordata; Chondrichthyes; Rhinopristiformes; Pristidae
Gene: sycp3
Product: synaptonemal complex protein 3
Exons: 9
Coding region: 1-891 (296 amino acids)
Biological process (GO): meiotic cell cycle; spermatid development
Cellular component (GO): synaptonemal complex
Source: RefSeq, a predicted model, not a curated record